AUGACCCCACAUCAGGUGGAGUGCUCGGAUUAUUUUGCUGUUACCGGAGAGGAUAAUGUCUCUAGUGAGAAGGCAUCAGAUGAGGAGUUGAUGUCGCCGGAGAAGCAGAUAUCUCCGGAGUGGAAGGAGGAUGCCGAUUACAAGAUGAAGAAGCUCAUGUUUGACUUCAAUGUUAGGAGUUUAAUGGUUGUUGAUUUGUGCGUUUUGGUUCUGAUGGAACAUCAUAAUCAGCGUUGUUCUUCACUAAGGAAGCAAUAUUUGUACUUAAAGGCAUUGGAAUUGAACAACAUUGAUAUGGUUUUAUUGGAGCAAGAGGUAGCUAUCUGA
Messenger RNA from Lactuca virosa, 327 nucleotides. NCBI's taxonomy places the organism in Eukaryota, Viridiplantae, Streptophyta, Magnoliopsida, Asterales, Asteraceae. The record is from the annotation of a GenBank genome assembly.